AUGGUGUAUGAACCAGCUGGGACAUCGGAGACGAACUUGCGCUUUCUGAACUCGUUCCAAGCGGCUUGCUACGGGCUUGUGCAGGACGGCCUGGUUAACAGUGGACACUGGAACCGCUUCUGCCGUGCCCAGAAGAAGGGUUUCCCCAACGGCGCGUUCACGCGUAAGAUUGACGCGUUUUUCAACUUCAUCCGUGCGGAAGGAGUCCCGCUGGAUUAUCUUCAACUGUUCAAGAAGGUACAGAAGUUCUCGAUGAUGAUCGUGGCUGAGCUGAAACGCAAGGCACCCCAGUUUCCGGAUGGCUCCUACAUCGUCCAUGCGGCUCAGCACUACGUCGAACACUGCUUCGCGCUUGUGGUUAAUCAUGAUCCUGCGAAACAGGAGUUCUCGGUGAUGAUCUUCGACGAUUACAACGAAUCUGCAGAUCCGCCGUGUUCGUUGGAACCUGUCUGCAAGUUGGAUUGGCUCAAGCGUGUCUACGCCGUCUAUCGCAUUGCUGCUGAGGUUUCCAUGACGCCGAAGAAGUCGAAAAAGUCGAAGGUGUCGAAGAAACAGCGAUCGCGCAAGAAACUGAAGCUUUGCCGAAACUAG
Phytophthora nicotianae INRA-310 is the source of this 591-nucleotide messenger RNA. RefSeq lists its product as hypothetical. NCBI's taxonomy places the organism in Eukaryota, Oomycota, Peronosporomycetes, Peronosporales, Peronosporaceae. The coding region runs from base 1 to 591 and encodes 196 amino acids. The transcript has 2 exons. The record is from RefSeq and is a predicted model, not a curated record.